Vigna angularis (adzuki bean) is the source of this 1118-nucleotide messenger RNA. RefSeq names its product 2-Cys peroxiredoxin BAS1, chloroplastic. Gene Ontology annotation, molecular function: thioredoxin peroxidase activity. The coding region runs from base 77 to 862 and encodes 261 amino acids. Gene Ontology annotation, biological process: cellular response to stress; response to oxidative stress; cell redox homeostasis. The transcript is spliced from 7 exons. The record is from RefSeq and is a predicted model, not a curated record. NCBI's taxonomy places the organism in Eukaryota, Viridiplantae, Streptophyta, Magnoliopsida, Fabales, Fabaceae.
UAAGUCAUAAUUGGAUAGAUACUGCUUUCUCCGUCGUCCAUUCUUUUCUAUCUUACCUUCUCUGCCUCACUCUCCCAUGGCUUCCUCCGCACCUUCUGCUUCUCUCAUCUCCUCAAACCCUAACAUUCUCUUCUCUCCCAAAUUCCCUUCUUCUUCUUCCUUUUCUUCCCUCUCCUUCCCCAAUUCCUCCAAUUCCAUUUUCAAACCUUUACGCACUUCUCUUAAUCCUUCAUCUCCCGCUCUCAAACCCCUCGUUGCCAGGGCUUCGAGUGAACUUCCGUUAGUUGGGAACACAGCACCGGAUUUUGAAGCAGAGGCUGUUUUUGAUCAGGAGUUCAUCAAGGUCAAACUAUCUGAAUAUAUUGGGAAAAAAUAUGUUAUCCUCUUUUUCUACCCAUUGGAUUUCACAUUCGUUUGCCCGACAGAAAUCACCGCCUUCAGUGACCGGCAUGCAGAGUUUGAGGAACUAAACACAGAGAUUUUGGGUGUUUCAGUUGACAGUGUGUUUUCACACCUUGCAUGGGUUCAAACUGAUAGAAAGUCGGGUGGUCUUGGCGACCUGAAGUAUCCUUUGAUUUCUGAUGUCACCAAAUCUAUCUCGAAAUCUUAUGGUGUUCUCAUUCCCGAUCAGGGGAUUGCAUUGAGAGGAUUGUUCAUUAUUGACAAGGAAGGGGUUAUCCAGCAUUCUACCAUUAACAACCUGGCCAUUGGUAGAAGUGUUGAUGAGACAAAGAGAACACUCCAGGCCUUGCAGUAUGUGCAGGAGAACCCAGAUGAAGUUUGCCCAGCUGGGUGGAAGCCUGGUGAGAAGUCCAUGAAACCAGACCCUAAACUUAGCAAAGAGUACUUCUCUGCUAUUUAGGGAGGAUGACAGUUUAAGGCUAUCAAUUGCUCAUCUUUAUCAAUCAAUGGUAAUCUGUAUUAUGCAACGCAAGUUUAUAAAGUUUUGAUGGACAGGGUCUGUUUCAUGAUUAUAUAAAGGCAUACAAUUCAAUGAUUUUAUUAUGUAUCAAUUUUGACCAUUACGUCGGUUUAUGAUGUAUGGAGCAAAAAGUGUCUUGAUUUUGUAGUCUUUAUUAUGGGAUUUCCCCGUUCAAAAGUAUGAGUCUUCCAUUCAA